AUGCGCGCUGCCCAGAUAUUCCAUCAACGUGCGCUGCUAGGCAACAACCUCAACUCGCGCCGCACAGAAACAACCCCAGCUCGCGCUGCAUACCAACAAACCAAACUCGCGAUCGCCCAUAAUAAUCAUAACUCGCGCAGCACCAACGGGCCCCGACAAGCUCUAAUGGAUGUCAACAUUUUAGAUCUCAGCCCUCUAGAGGUGGACGAGAGGAUUCUGGAGUCCGCAGAUAAAUAUUACCCCACUUUCCUCCGAAUAUCUGAUGUUUGUAGAGUCGCGGAAGGGCUCACAAAUCCCACCUACCGAGAGGAUGUUAUCAAGCAGCUAACGACAGUGCUUGCCAGACUCCCCAUCAUUUGGGCUAUCAGGGAUACAGAGGCCAAACUGCGCGAGCUUGGAACUGAAACCCGCUUUGGGGACCGUACAUGCAACCGCCUGAAGGACUUUGCCGACUAUACUUACCAGACGAAAUGUCGCCAGAAAGACAAGUAUUACGUCGAGAAACAGAAGCUCCUACGAACCGUAAACUGGAGAGUGUUCAGGUUCCAUAGCAUAGCCUUUUCAAUAGAGAAAACCAGGAAUAUGAAUCUCAAUCGCUUGCGGCAAGUCCUCCAGCUAGUAGAAGCUCGCAUAAAAUCUCGUGGGUUGGGCCGUUACUUAAAUCGCAUGGAGUUCAACAAUGCCCUCGCCGUACACGCCUCAAGAGUCCGUUACGGGGAACCGGGCCUCUAUGACCCAAGCUACGAGGCUUUCAAGGCUGCACAGCCAGAGGAGCGCGUAGAACACAUUCCGCAAGACCACCAAGAUGAAAUCUCCCCAGUAGCUAUUUCUGACCAUCAAGGUAUGUAUUUUCCUUCAUUCGAAGUUUUACUAAGCACCCACUAGGCGCACCUAUACGCGAACUACAUGGACAAGUGUAUCAGCUCAGUGCAGCGGACCUUAGAGAUAUCGUCUAUUCUUACAAAGGUGCUGGCAAACCUAGCAUCAUGACCGUUCCAGUCCCAAUAACAAACCCGCCCUUUAUAAUUUUCACCACCACAAAUACAAUGACUAUGAAGUUCAUGGAACGCCCAGUACCGCAGAACGAGCAGAUGAGUCGCCUGAUCAGGUCCGUAGUAACAUCUUGGUCGUACCAGCCGCUACCUGGGGAAUGUUGGGUGUGUUCACCGCAAGGUUGCUGGGUGGACCUUUUCACGUUGGGGCGGCUACGAUUGUGCUCGGAUCAUGAAAGAUGCCAAAUGUGCCAGCCGUGCUGGAUGUUUGAGAGACGAAUCAGCGAUAAAUAGCUUUUUAGAUUCAACAAACACGAUGUUACAUCAACAGCCUCAGACCCCGCAAAGUGCGCAAUAGCGGACAAACUGGCUCUCAGUAUAAUUAUGGACGAGGGAACGCUAAAAUAAAU
Molecule: messenger RNA, 1402 nt
Organism: Verruconis gallopava
Lineage: Eukaryota; Fungi; Ascomycota; Dothideomycetes; Venturiales; Sympoventuriaceae
Exons: 2
Coding region: 1-885 (294 amino acids)
Source: RefSeq, a predicted model, not a curated record